AUGUCCCUCAACAAUUGGGCCGCCCUUCCUCUCGAGCUACAGGCUCUUAUACUCGGCCGUCUGGAGGUGGCCGACUACCUCCGGUUCGGUGCCGUCUGCCGCUCAUGGUGUUCGACGGUGGCCGAGAGGCCUUGCCUGCCGAAGCCGCAGAUCCCAUGGCUGAUGCUUUCCGAUAGCACGAGGGAUCCCGACACCCGUCGCUUCUUCAGCCGCCCGGACCAGAAGAUGUACAAAAUCCACCUCCCGGAGAUCCACGGUCGCUUGUGCAUCGGAUCCUCCGAGGGGUGGCUGAUCACCGUCGAUGAGCUCUCGGAGCUGCACGCUCUCAAUCCGCUCACCGGGGCAUCCUUGGCCCUCCCAUCCGUCGCCACGUUCUUCGAUGUCGCCGGUGUCGUCCGUGACUCCGAUGGCCACAUCACCGACUAUGUCAUCGGCUAUGAUAACCUGGGGGAGGUGCCGCAUGAAGUGGAGCACAUGCGCGUGUACUACUAUUUGAAGGCAAUCCUCGAUCCCUCCUCUGCAGCCGUGGCAGUCAUCCACGGAGAAUUCAACGAUCUGUCAUUCGCGCACGCUGGGGACGAAUCAUGGACCGCGCUCCAACCACCACUUCCGCAGAUCUUCUGUGACAUCAUCUUUCGCAAGGGGCUGCUCCACGCUGUGGCCAUCAGCGGGGCACUCGUAGUUUUCGAUCUCGAUGCCCCGGGCUCGCCGGUGGUAGUGACAUGUGUAGAACGUCCCCAUUCGCAAAAGUGGGAGCAGCGGGGCUGCUGCUUCAAUCAAAAGUACCUGGUGGGGUCACCGGACGGUAAGGAUCUGUUCCAGGUGUGGAGGGACUCGCGGUGGUUACCGGUGGACGGGAAUAGCUGGAGGGAGUCCAUCCUUCCUGGUGAUGCGAGGAUGACUGUAGCAUUCACCAUCUUCAAGCUCGACGAGAGACGGAACGAGUGGUCCGAGGUGAAAGACCUGGGUGAUCUCGCCCUGUUCCUCGGGCAUAACCACUCGAUGGCACUGUCCACGCGCGAAUUCCCCGAGCUUACGAGCAGCAGCAUCUAUUUCACCGAUGGCUACAGAGAUGGGUACGAAAUGGAUCAGCAAGUCAUCCGUGAUGUCGGAGUGUUCAAUUUGACAGAUGGAAGUUUCCAGCCCUAUGAUUUUCACUCGAUCGAUUAUGAGUGGAAUUGGCCGCCACAGAUCUGGUUCACUCCAGCUCCUUUCUCAAGCAUGCCAACCGCAAGUUCCAAGCCAUGA
This is a messenger RNA of Elaeis guineensis (African oil palm), 1248 nucleotides long. RefSeq names its product F-box protein SKIP23-like. NCBI's taxonomy places the organism in Eukaryota, Viridiplantae, Streptophyta, Magnoliopsida, Arecales, Arecaceae. Gene Ontology annotation, molecular function: protein binding. The record is from RefSeq and is a predicted model, not a curated record.